AUAUCUUUUGUAGUCUAUAGCUUGCCCCCGGAAGUUCAGCUGAACGUCUAUCGUGCCAUUUUAUAUUUGAUCGACAAUCAUUUCGCACUUUAUCAGACAACGGUAGUUAGCUGACGUUUGUUUCGUUUGUAUUGCUUGGAGCUUCACAGUGUUAGCUAAAAAGCUAGAUAGCUAUCGCUAGUUAGCUUGUUUUCAGCGAAGGCCACUGAAUGUAUAUUGUGAAGUUCAGUGUUGAUAGCUAGCUAGCGAUAUUUAGCUUUAGUUGAAAACCACAACUAUUCUAUACUAACGUUAUUUAAUUUAGCUGUAUUUGGCCUGUCUUGCAAGGCUCAUUGUCGAGUCUUAGUUUUCGCCACUGUUAUCAGAUACGGUCUCAAUUUUACUUCAUGUAGCAACGCUAUUUUUAGCACUAUCUACCUAGCUAGCUAAACUUAGCACGAUAUGUUGAAGCUUACAGAAGCUCAUUGGACAGCAAUACUAUUAAAUCAGUAGACCUUGUAGCAAAGUUAUCACUAGACAGUAACGUUAGCAUAAUUAGCGCGCACGCUAGCGUUAACCACUAGGUUUAGUCAGUCAAGCAUGUAUUGGGUUUCGAAGGUGAAUGAACAUGAUUGAAAUGUGUAUGACUGCUAGUCAGUGGGUGGAGGCAUCUACUUAUAAUUAACGUAAAUGAACUGUUACAGAAGAGGUGACAGAUUUUCUACCCUUCCUGAGUCAAUCCGCUUAACCAGGGUGUAAGGUCAUUUGACGUAGCCGACACCGAAAUGCGGGGAAUUUUCGUUAACUUUAACGUUAGCUGGCUUGCUGUUUACCUUCUUCACAUGUCGCACUUGGGAUGCAUUCUCGAUGGCACUCAAAGCUGACCAAAUUAAAAACUCUGAAAGGAUGGAUGUCAGCGGGUGCCGUCUUCUCCGUUAUCCUAGCUAUUGGAUUAACAGCACUUUUUUCAGCCGUGCACAAAAUAGAUGAGGGACACACUGGCGUUUACUACAGGGGAGGAGCACUCCUAACCACAACGAGCAGCCCCGGUUUCCACCUUAUGUUACCUUUCAUCACAUCCUUCAAGCCUGUACAGACUACUCUACAGACGGAUGAAGUUAAGAAUGUACCGUGUGGCACAAGCGGGGGUGUGAUGAUUUAUUUUGAUCGGAUAGAAGUCGUAAACUACCUUGUGCAAUCAGCUGUGUAUGAUAUUGUGAAAAAUUUCACGGCUGACUACGACAAGGCCCUGAUUUUCAACAAGGUCCACCAUGAGCUGAACCAGUUCUGUAGUGUGCACAAUCUGCAAGAGGUUUACAUCGGACUGUUUGGUAAAGGAAAAUACCAAAUAGAUGAGAACCUGAAAAUGACUCUACAGGAAGAACUGACAAACAUGGCUCCUGGGAUAAUCAUCCAGGCGGUUCGCGUCACCAAACCCAACAUCCCUGAGUCAAUACGCAGGAACUAUGAACUCAUGGAGAGUGAGAAAACAAAGCUGCUCAUAGCAGCAGAGACUCAGAAGGUUGUGGAGAAGGAGGCUGAAACUGAGCGAAUCAAAGCAGUGAUAGAGGCCGAGAAGCACGCCCAGGUGGGCGAGAUCAAGUUUUCGCAGAAAGUGAAGGAGAAGGAAACUGAGAAGAGGAUAUCUGAAAUUGAAGAUUCAGCUUACAUGGCCAGACAGAAGGCGAAAGCUGACGCAGAUUUCUACUCAGCCCAGAGAACUGCUGAGGCAAACAAGAUGAAGCUGACACCGGAAUACUUGCAGCUGAUGAAGUUCAAGGCCAUCUCUGCCAACAGCAAAAUCUACUUUGGCAGUGAGAUCCCCCACAUGUUUGUGGACUCGGGCUCCACGGGAACACCAAUGUCCUCUAAGGCCAUGGACAUGCUGUCGGAGGGAGUCCUGGACUUUGAGUGACUAACACAGGGCAAGACCAAGCACCACUCCUUGGGCCUGAAGCAGUGAUGGAGUCCCGCUAGGACAACCCCCUCCCCCCUCCCCCUCCCCAGCUGGUGUAACCGGUAGUGAAACUCAAUUGGUCACCUGACAGAUUGUGGCAGGAGCAGAUGCUGGCUUUUCCCUUAGAGUAAUGGAAUGUAACUAUUCUUAACAUGGUGCCCACAAACGCCUUUGUUCUGUACAUAACCCUUCCUUCUGCUGUCUUAGUCAUUCCUUGCACUGAAGGCAUUUAAAUGUAGGGCGAUGUUAUGCAAUGUGUUUUUUAUUAUUGUGUUAUAAUCAUAUUGGGUAGUGGAGCAGUGUUUUCCCUUGGAUUUCUUACUAGAGCAUCAUCAGCACCCAUGUUGAUUACUCCAGAGCAACUCUGAGGAAAUAGACUAGCGAGAUUGGUUUGUCAUUACCGUUGGCCACAUUCAGUUCACUCCACCAAAUAUGUUUAUUGCCUGGCCAGUACCAAGACCUAUGAGAAGUGCAUAUAUCUGUAAAGGGAAAGCCCUGGUGAUACGGUGUGAAAUGGAACGCACUGCAAUGCUGCUCCUGCACCGUUUUGCAUAUCAGCAAAUUCAUGACAAACCUGAAAGAAAUGAUGUCUCACUGACUGACAGAGAAGCCAGUUUGCAGUGUCGCUCUCAAAUUGAGACUUUGAAAAGUGACCGCACUCUGUGGGACCCAAAAUACUACCUUUGGCCGUGCUGGCAGAGACUAUUGACCGUUUUGGUCAUCAUAAAUGUCGGUCCAGAGUCCUCUACCAGCCUCAACCCUCUUAAAGAUCAACAAAUAAAAAAAAUUACAAAGUAACUGAUCAAAUAAUUUCCUCCAGGCUUGGCUGUGUAGGCCACUGCCAGAGGGGGGUAUUCACUGAUUAACUUAUACAGCAUUGUUCAUGGGAAAGGCAUCCACAUCCUGCUACAGCGUGGCAGGAGACCAAAUGUGAAUCAAGGCGAUGGUCAUUUUAUAGUACCGUUCUGAUCCUCGGCUUUGUUUUGGGAACAUUUCAGAGGCAGUGAUGUCCCACGACCCUUCCAGGUCAGAGGUGGUGUUCAUCUCUUUUAAUUUAGCUUCCAGUAACUUCUCUCCACUUUUAGCCUCCAGUACCUUCUCUCACUGUUUGAUGUGUUUGCUUUCAUUUUUUGUAAGCGGCCAUGUCUAAUGUGGACCAAAAUGUUUUUUUUUUUUGCUCCUGUCGUGGCACUUUCUCUUUUUGUCACUGAUUUACUGGCACUGAAGAACGACACUUCUGUCAAAUUCAUUCAUUCAUUCAUUCGUUCUACUGUCAUUCUUUUAACUUGGCAAAUGUUAAUAGAAUUGUUUUAAUGACCACUUAAAUAAACGUGCACAUUAUUAGUUUUGAUACACAGGCAUGAAUUAAGUUGUGAGGGGAUUCUGACCAAAAAGUGUCAUUCCUUGUUAAAUGACAAUUUAACCCUCCCAAAAUAAGUGCAGUUUAGCAGUGGUACAUUGUUUAGUUUCCAGAAACAGGAACAUGAAUGCUGUGUGAAAUGUUUCUUAUGGUCAAUUGCAUCAGAAGCACCUGUUGAUCACACUGGAUGGAUGUCUGCUGUUUUGAUACUUGCAGUAGUUUGUCAUGAACCACUGAGUGGCUUCCAGCUCAGGAUGACUUGAAUAUGACUUGAAGGAAACUAUUUUUGCACUCUUAAAUGAUAUUGUGGGGUGGGAAUGAGUGUAUUUUGUUGUUUAUACAAUAAAGAUGUGUAAUGGUGGAA
Molecule: messenger RNA, 3660 nt
Organism: Clupea harengus (Atlantic herring)
Lineage: Eukaryota; Metazoa; Chordata; Actinopteri; Clupeiformes; Clupeidae
Gene: erlin2
Product: ER lipid raft associated 2
Biological process (GO): SREBP signaling pathway
Cellular component (GO): endoplasmic reticulum; endoplasmic reticulum membrane
Molecular function (GO): ubiquitin protein ligase binding; cholesterol binding
Source: RefSeq, a predicted model, not a curated record